This is a messenger RNA of Arachis duranensis, 6804 nucleotides long. RefSeq lists its product as uncharacterized. The coding region runs from base 2730 to 6185 and encodes 1151 amino acids. The transcript is spliced from 3 exons. The record is from RefSeq and is a predicted model, not a curated record. Lineage: Eukaryota; Viridiplantae; Streptophyta; Magnoliopsida; Fabales; Fabaceae.
AAUCUCCUCAAUUAUAUAUAAUCAGUUUUCUACUGAUCAAUUUGUUGAAAUUGUUCUCCUAUAGUGCUGGAAUUUGGGAAAUUGUAUGUAGCGCUUGGAUGAAUUCUUAUGCAUAAUUGUGCAAAUUAUUUAACUAGGUGUGGCUUAAUUGGCGUAGUUGGGGAUCCAUGCUAUUUACAUGUACAACUACUUAGAAUGUUUACAUAUAAUUAACCCAUCAUAUCUCUUGUUAAAAGAAAAAAGAAAAAUUCUAGAACUGUGGGAUAAAUACAUUUAAAUGUGAUCUAAAAUUGGGAUAAUUCCAGUCAUAUUUAUUUAAUAGAGAUUUGUUGAAUAUGAUGUUUGUUACUAACUAAUAACUCAUCUUGGAGCAACUGCUUUGAUUUUUAAAUAUUUUUCACAUUGAUUAGUCAUUGGAACCUUCAUCUUUUAAUCUUGCACUUAUGUAACCUGUCUAUUAAGUGCAUGUUUCUAGGGAUAUAUGUUCAUCUGUCUAAUGAUGACUGUUAGAGAUAUAAUCAUGUUACUUUCUUCUAUCAGCUUAAACUUUUGGGAUGAGUUUGAUGAUAUGGUAUUAGAGCUCUAUAUCUGAAAGGUCUAGUGUUCGAUUUUUGGUGAACCCCAAAUGUGGAAAAAAUAUAAUAAGGCAAAUAAAAAAAUAUAAUAAGGCAAAUAAAAGAAAAAAAAAAAAAAGAAGGCCUAAGCAAAAAAUAAGCAAAUCCAAAAGAGGCUCUUGCUUGAGGGAGAGUGUUAGAAAUAUAACCAUUCAUGUUGGCUUUUCCUAUCAGUUUACGCUUUUGGGAUGAGUGAUUUCAUGAUAAUGACUUAUGGAUCUUGGAUUGUAAAUAGGCCAUUACUUCUUUCUUGCAUUUUCCAUUAUUUCUAAACUUCCUAACAUAAUUUUACAAUAUUUUGAAUUUUUGACUGCAGUUAAAUUGGCUUGUUGGCUUUAGACUUUUUAUUCAUAGUAUUUUUUUCAAAUUUCUAAACAGUAGGAUCAUUUCCUAACUUGUUGAAGCACAACUCUUACUUAUGAUACAAUUGGUCAUAUAAUGUUUAAGCUGCUAAUACCAUGGCUCUCUUAAAAUUUUGGGUGUAAUCAUUGAUGCAUGACCAACUUUUGGAGAUAGAUAGUAAUUUUGCUUUAUAUGCCAAGCACCACAAUACAUAAUCUAGGGCAUUAUUGAUCCACUUAAAUGGUUCAGAUUGACUAAGAUAGAGUGUUCUACGAUUAAGUUAAUGAGAAAUUCUCAAAGAAAUUUAGUAAGAUCUCACAGAUUUAUUCCAUAUGGGAACUUUGUAUUUUUAUGGAACAGUUGGCAAUGAUUUAGAUAUUUUCAAAUUCUUAUUCAUAACUUCUUCUCCUUUCAUUCAUUCGUUCUUUCUUUCUUUCUUUUUUAUCUUCUUGUUUUUUUUUGAAGUAUGUGGAAUUUGGAGAAGUCAAUAAACCUCAUUAUCUGCCCAAUACAAACCUCCAUUAACAUAUGCAUUGAUGCAUCAUCCAAAAUUAGUGGCGUAUAUUAACAAUUAGAUUAAGCAUGACGUGUGGAUUUGUGUUCUUCGUUGCUUUAUAAUCCAAAUUAAAUAGAAUAUUGCAUGAGAAGUCCCCUAGCAUUCGCAGCCAAUAAGCGUAAGCACGACCCUUGAACAUGGAUUAAUAUGUAUUUCUACUUUGGAUUAAAUAUGAAUCAGUCAUUAAACUUAAAGAGUGUCUUUGUUUUAUACUCCACCUAAAUCCUCUUUACAGUAAGUACAGUUACAGUACUAGUAAAAGGAUAGUUUGUAUAUGGGGGUCUUGAAAAUGUGCUGCUGUGAAAUGAGUUUUGGUUUCAAGUCUCUUAAUUGAUUAAUGUGUCUGAAGGAACAUAUUCAAGAGUCUUCAUUUUUGGAUAUUUAUGACACUAUAAUAAUACCCAUAAAGUUUGCUGAGGAAAUAAAACAACUCAACACAUUCAUUAAGUAACAGAGAUUAACAGACAGAAACUACCGAUCAUCUAUAGUGGGGCAAUCCUUGAUAUGAGAAUAUUUAAUCCGGAAGUUAAAGAAUAUGAGAAUACUUUGAAGUUUGAAGCAUGAAGAACCAUUUCAAUGGUAUCAAUCUCUUGCUCAUUCGACUUUGGUGGAAUUCUUCAAAGCCUAACAACCCAAACAUUGAAGCACAACUCUAGUUUCUUGGGAUUAACUUCCUUGAGUAAUGAGUAUAUAAAUUUUCUCAUCCAUUUCUGUGGCUAAUUAUCUUUGGAUUCUCACUGAUUGAUAUUCACAGAGCAAUUUGAGUUCUGUGUUGGCAUUGCAUGUUUGAUGGAGGAAGAAUAGUGUAUAAAUAGAGAUAUAAUAGAUGAGAAACAUGGAUUGGCUGGACAAUUUGAAUUUUCGAAAUUGGUUGCUGAAAUAAUUGCUUUUGGAUUAAUAUUCAACAAUUGAGGAGAACCUAAGCUACCCUAUGUCUCCGAUAUCUGCUCCCUAAGAUUUAAUGAGGCAUGCAUAUUUGAAUAGUAUUUGCCUUCUUUGCUUAAAACUUUCAAAAAGGUUGUAUCCUGCACCCUUGCUUCCUCCCAUUCAAAGUGUUCAAUGUUCAUUUACUCAUGCUGCUACACGUCAUCUCAAAGCAUGCAUGCAUGUUGCACUAUGAUGCUGCAGAGAACAUCAAUCCCACAUAGAUGAAGCAUCAGACUUAGCAUCCAUGAAGUUGAAAUGCAGUGGUCAUAUAACACUUGGACAAAAAGGAGAUGGUGGCACCUAUGGAGGAGGAGGAGAAUUCAUCAAGCAGGAGGAGGAGUGAAUCUAAAGAUGAGAUCCCCUUAUCUGAGCUGCUAGAUUUGGAAAUUAGAUGGCCAAGUGAGGCAGAGAGAACUCUGUCUAGUAAUUCAGAUUCGGAAGCAUUCCAGGGGAAGAGUUCGUUGAGUUUGGCUGGAGUUGAUCUUGAUGGUUUUUUCGAUCACAGGGAAUCCGAUUCAAAUGCGUCUGGACAGACAAUGGCUUUCGGAGAUCAAGUGGGUGAUACUGCUUCUUAUAGUGCCAUCCAAGCUGGUGAAAAUCUUAGUUUGUUUCAGAAUGUCCAAGCUUCAGAAUUGGCUACACCUACAAGGUCUAUGGAAGAUCAGAGUGAUGAUUCCUUUUCUGGUUGGGCGGCCAACUUUAGAUCCGCUAGUUCUGGUCCAGUUAAUGAAGAGCCCGAGUCAUCAUUUGGUCAUUCUAAAGUUCAAGAUACAGUAUCUGGAUCCUCGAAAGAUGAUUUCAAUCAUUCAGUGUCCAAAGGAAAUGAUUGGUUUCAGGUUGAUGGAUGGAGAACUUCUAACCUAGAGGUACCUAACCAGAGCGGCAAACCAGAGCUGAAUGUGGAUUUUAAUGAUACCAAAACAGCAGAAAGCGCUACCAGUUCCUCUACCAGAAAUUUGGACUGGAUGCAAGAUGACCAAUGGCAAAGGAAUGAUAAUAAAACAACUGCUGCUGUUGUUACUGAGGCGGUUGAAUAUUCAUUUGAUGGAUGGAAUGAUUUUACUGGCUCAGCUAGAGCUAGUGCACAAGAUCCUUCAAGUAUUAUUUCCAGAUCAAAUAUAACUGAGCAGGUUGGAAAAUCUGAAAUUACCGCUGAUAACAACAAUACCAAAGCAGAAGGUAAUAGCUCUUCUAUUGAAGAUUUCAGCUGGAUGCAAGAUGGCAUAUGGCCAGGUAGCAAUAACAAGACAACUGAUACCAAGAGUACUAAUAACGUUGAGGAUUCAUUUGAUGACUGGAAUGAUUUCAGUGGAUCAGCCAGUGCACAAUAUUUGCCCAGUAAUCUCUCCAACUCCAAGAUAACAGGUGAGUCUGGCAAAUCCGAACUUGCCAAGAAUAAUGAUGAUAAAAGAAUAGCAGGAGGUGAUAGUGGCUCAUCUAGAAAUUUUGACUGGAUGCAAGAUGAUCAACAGCUGGUUAGCAAUAACCAGGCUUCUGACGUAGUGACUACUAAUGAAGAUGCUGAUUCAUUUGAUAAUUGGAAUGAUUUGACUGGCUCCCCUGUUACACAAAAUCCUUCCAAUAGUGUUUUGUAUUCUGAGACAAACAUUCUAGCUGGGAAAUCUGAGACUUCUGUUGAUGCUCACCAAACCAAAACAGAGGUAGGUAAUAGCUCUUCUAUUGAAGAUUUCAACUGGAUGCAAGAUGACGGAUGGCCAAGUGGCAAUAACAAGACAACUGAUGCCAAGGGUACUAAUGAAGAUGCUGAUUCAUUUGAUGACUGGAAUGAUUUCGCUGGAUUAGCCAAUGCACAACAUUUGUCCAGUAAUCUCUCCAACUCCAGGAUAACAGGUGAGUCUGGCAAAUCCGAACUUGCCAAGAAUAAUGAUGAUAAAAGAAUAGCAGGGGAUGAUAGUGGCUCACCUAGAAAUUUUGACUGGAUGCAAGCCAAUCAAUGGCAGGGGAGUAAUGACCAAGCUUCUGGUAUUGCGACCACUAAUGAGGGUGCUGAUUCAUUUGAUGAUUGGAAUGAUUUUACUGGAUCCCCUGUUACACAAAAUCCUUCCGGUAGUGUUUCUUAUUCUGAGAUAAAUGUUCUAGCUGGGAAAUCUGGGACUUCUGCUGACUGUCAUCAAACUAAAACAGAAGUAGGUAAUAGCUCUUCUAUUGAAGAUUUCAGCUGGAUGCAAGAUGAAGGAUGGCCAGGUAGCAAUAACAAGACAACUAAUACCAAGGGUGCUAAUGAAGAUGCUGAUUCAUUUGAUGACUGGAAUGAUUUCACUGGAUCAGCCAAUGCCCAAAAUUUGUCCAGUAACCUCUCCAACUCUGAGAUAAAGGGUGAGACUGGCAAAUCUGACUUUGCCAUGGAUAAUGAUGAUAAAAAGAUAUCAGAAGGUGCUAGUGGUGCAUCUAGAAAUUUUGACUGGAUGAAUGAUGAUCAAUGGCAGGGGAGCAAUAACCAGGCUUCUGGUAUUGUGACUACUAAUGAUGAUGCUGAUUCAGCUGAUGAUUGGAAUGAAUUUACUGGAUCCUCUCUUGCACAAAACCCUUCUAAUAGUGUUUCGUAUUCCGAGAUAAAUGCUCUUGCUGGGAAAUCUGAGACUUCUGCUGAUUCUCAUCAAACCAAAACGGAGGUAGGUAAUAGCUCUUCUAUUGAUGAUUUCAGCUGGAUGCAAGAUGGAGGAUGGCCAGAUAGCCAUAACAAGACAACUGACACGAAGGGUGCUAAUGAAGAUGCUGAUUCAUUUGAUGACUGGAAUGAUUUCACUGGAUCAGCCAAUGCACAAAUUUCAUCAAGUAAUCCCUCCAACUCUGAGACAACUGGCAAGACUGGCAAAUCUGAGUUUGCAAUGGAUAGUGAUGAUAAAAGAAUAGCAGUUGGUGCUAGUGGCUCAUCAAGUUUUGACUGGAUGAAAGAUGAUCAAUGGAAGGGGAGCCAUAACCAGGCUUCUGGUAUUGCAACCUCUAAUGAGGGUGCUGAUUCAUUUGAUGAUUGGAAUGAUUUUACUGGAUCCACUGUUACACAAAAUCCUUCCAGUAGUGUUUCAUAUUCUGAGAUAAAUGUUCUAGCUGGGAAAUCUGAGACUUCUGCUGAUUGUCAUCAAACUAAAACAGAAGUAGGUAAUAGCUCUUCUAUUGAAGAUUUCAGCUGGAUGCAAGAUGAAGGAUGGCCAGGUAAAAAUAACAAGACAACUGAUACCAAGGGUGCUAAUGAAGAUGCUGAUUCAUUUGAUGACUGGAAUGAUUUCAUUGGAUCAGCCAAUGCACAAUAUUCCUCUAAAAAUAUUGACUGGAAACAAGAUAAUCAAUGGCAGGGGAGCCAAAACCAGGCUUCUGGUAUUUUGACUGCUGAUGAAGGUGCUGAUUCAUUUGAUGAUUGGAAUGAUUUUACCGGCUCCUCUGUUACACAACAUCCUUCUAGUAAUGCUUCAUAUUCUGGGCAAUCUGUGGCUUCUGAUUUUCAUCAAACCAAAAAACAAGUUGGUGCUAAUAGUUCAGUUCAACUUCAAAGUUUUGAUUGGAUGCAAAAUGACCUAUGCCCAGUUAGCCAAAAAAAAUCAAAUGAUCCCAAAACUACUAAUGUAGUUUCUGAUUCAUUUGAUGAUAUUUGGAAUGGCUUCAAACAAAAGGCCACUACACGAGAUUCUUCCGGCACUAUUUCAAUACCAGUUCAGACUUCUUCUGAGCAAAGUUCUGUCUUGAAUUUGUUCAGCUCCUCAAACAAAUCACAUAGUGUGAAUUUUUAGGACGUUUUAGCAGCCCACAGAGUACUACUAGUACACAAUCUGAAGCUGCUUCUACAAACAGCCUACAAACCUACAUGUUGAUCUUUCAUACCGAAAAGUAGAAAUUUAUCCAAUAUGUUGCAUGUCCAGGCUGGCUGAUGUGGAUACCAAGCGAUGAGACUCGAGAGAAGUUUCCACUGCACAAGUAGGGUCAAAAGGUAAUGAUGUGGAAAUGUUAAUAUCUCUCAGAUGCGUGAUCUUUCCUUUUUGCUUGAGAGCAGUCUUAGAGUUUCCCAAAAGUAAGAUGGACAUUCAUUUUUCUUAUUGAUUUCCAGUCAUUCUUCACAUGUAAGUUUAACUUUUUAUUCUUGAGCACGGGCCUAUAUUCUCUGUGUUCUUGGAUGAAUGGGUGGAGGGUGACUUUGAUCUAGUGUUGUGAUUCCACCCUCCUGAAUCCGUCUUUUAUUGUAAACCGCGUAUGGUGGUAUUGUGUUGUUUUAUAGAAUGCGACCACUAUACAUUCGAAGCUAGCUUUUCUGAGGAAGAUUAUGUGUAUUAUAAUUUUUGUGUUGCUGUUGAGGAGUUUCAGACAUUAUUCACACCACUGGCAAUUAAUCUUCAUUGGAUUCUUCAGUCUUCA